Molecule: messenger RNA, 1412 nt
Organism: Castor canadensis (American beaver)
Lineage: Eukaryota; Metazoa; Chordata; Mammalia; Rodentia; Castoridae
Gene: Lztfl1
Product: leucine zipper transcription factor like 1
Biological process (GO): negative regulation of protein localization to cilium
Cellular component (GO): cytoplasm
Source: RefSeq, a predicted model, not a curated record
UAUCUUCGGUGGCCCAACCACCCGCGGUGAGCCUAACGGUUGGCAAAUCUCUGCCUGCUGUCUCUCGCUCGGUUAGCCUCCUGACUCCCGUCCGUCACCAUGGCAGAGUUGGGCCUAAAUGAGCACCAUCAAAAUGAGGUUAUUAAUUACAUGCGUUUUGCUCGAUCAAAGAGAGGCUUGAGACUCAAAACCGUAGACUCCUGCUUCCAAGACCUCAAGGAGAGCAGGCUGGUAGAGGAGACCUUCACCAUGGAUGAAGUUGCAGAGGUCCUGAAUGGGCUGCAGGCCGUGGUUCACAGUGAGGUGGAGUCUGAGCUCAUCAACACAGCCUAUACCAAUGUGUUACUUCUGCGGCAGCUGUUCACACAAGCUGAGAAGUGGUACCUUAAGCUACAGACAGACAUCUCUGAACUAGAAAACAGAGAAUUAUUAGAACAAGUUGCAGAAUUUGAAAAAGCAGAAUUUACAUCUUCAAAUAAAAAGCCCAUCAUAGAUAUCACAAAGCCAAAACUUGUUCCACUUAAUGAAGGUGGAACAACAGAACUCCUAAACAAGGAAAUUUUAAGACUUCAAGAAGAGAAUGAGAAAUUGAAGUCAAGGCUGAAGACCAUUGAAAUGCAGGCUACAAAUGCUUUGGAUGAAAAGUCAAAACUAGAAAGAGCACUUCAAGAUUUACAACUCAAUCAAGGAAAUCAACAGGACUUUAUAAAGGCACAAGACUUGAGUGACUUAGAAAACACAGUUGCAGCUUUAAAGAGUGAGUUUCAGAAGACAAUUAAUGACAAGACAGAAAACCAGAAGUCCCUGGAAGAGAACCUAGUGACAGCCAAGCACGACCUCCUCAGGGUUCAGGAGCAGCUGAGCAUGGCUGAGAAGGAAUUAGAGAAGAAAUUUCAACAAACGGCAGCUUAUCGGAACAUGAAAGAGAUUCUCACCAAGAAGAAUGACCAAAUCAAAGACCUGAGGAAAAGACUGGCCAAAUAUGAAUCUGAAGAUUGAGAACAGAAGAUUUCCUCUAGAUGCUGCCACAUGAACAAACAGCUGCCUCUUGCCCCAGCAUGCAUUUUGAAGUUCUUUGUUAGUCCCUCCCCUUAUUUUUCUAAUAUUUAGACUUCCUUCAGAUACUUAGAACUAGACUUCCUAUUUUCAGUUGUCUAAUUGAGAAGAAAAAAAUGUAAUGAUUCCUUUUGAUUGUCCUGAACUCCUCUGCACAGUGCUCCUGUCCUUAGCGUGAAUGCAGUGAGAAUUGUUCACAGUGAGGAAGAAGAGUGGGAAGAAGAGUCUCAUCCUUUGGCGUUAGUAUGAAGAGUACAGCUUUUUAAUAAAUGCUAAGGAAGCUAGCAGUAGCUAUUCUUGUGCAUUCCCCAAAGGUAAAAAUAAAUAAUAUGAGUCAUUAAAAAUAGCUAUUACAA